Molecule: messenger RNA, 975 nt
Organism: Penicillium brevicompactum
Lineage: Eukaryota; Fungi; Ascomycota; Eurotiomycetes; Eurotiales; Aspergillaceae
Product: legume-like lectin family protein
Exons: 6
Coding region: 1-975 (324 amino acids)
Biological process (GO): Golgi organization; endoplasmic reticulum to Golgi vesicle-mediated transport; endoplasmic reticulum organization
Cellular component (GO): COPII-coated ER to Golgi transport vesicle; endoplasmic reticulum-Golgi intermediate compartment; Golgi membrane
Molecular function (GO): D-mannose binding
Source: RefSeq, a predicted model, not a curated record
AUGCGUCUUCCGUCUAUUUCCUCACUCCUCUGCCUUGCCGGCCUGGUCGCUGGGCCCGUAGCUGCCUACGAUGACGCGAACAUCAAAAGCAUUCCUCUCCGCACCCACAGCCUUUCUCCGCCAUACCUCGAUUCGGAUUUCCAAAGCCGCUGGUUCGACUUCGGAGGAGAUACAGUUAUUCGCGCCGACAAGUAUAUCCGCCUCACGGCCGACCGACCCUCGCAACAAGGAUGGAUUGCCUCGCGCGUGCCCCUCACCGCGACCAAUUGGCAGAUCGAACUCGAGUUCGAAAUUCAUGGCUCCGGCAACUUGCAUGGUGAUGGCUUCGCGCUCUGGCUCACCAAGGAACGCGCGACGCAAGGUCCUGUCUUCGGUUCAACGGACAAAUUCGAAGGUCUCGGUAUCUUCUUUGACACCUACAAGAACAACCGCCCCGGCGUGUCGUUCCCUUACGUCAUGGCCAUGAUGGGUGACGGCCAGACCACCUAUGACCAGGCGCACGACGGCAAGGCCAACGAAUUGGCCGGUUGCUCUGCUCGUGGUCUCCGCAGCGCCCCAAUCCCCACCAAGGCCCGCCUUACCUACUUCCAGGACAAGUCCUUGUCUCUGGAGCUCCAGUACAAGACCGAAGACACCUGGACGGAAUGCUUCACCCUCAACGCCGAGGAUUCAAACAUCGCCAUUCCCUCUGUGGCCUACCUCGGUCUCUCCGCUGAGACCGGUGAGCUCAGUGACAACCAUGACAUUAUCUCCCUCAAGGCUGAAAACCUGUACUCCCUGAACCGCGGCAACAACGGCGGGAAGGGCUCCUCGGACGGCCGUUCUAAGGGUCGUCCUACUUCGCCCAGGCCCGCCAAGGAAGGUGGUAGCUGGACUUGGUUCUUCUUCAAGACCAUUUUGUUCUUUGGUGCCGUUGUUGGUGCUUACUUUGGUUACACCUUCUACCGCACCAAGGCCCGCUCAUCUCGUUUCUAA